Neofelis nebulosa (Clouded leopard) is the source of this 1003-nucleotide messenger RNA. RefSeq names its product sorting nexin 22 (gene SNX22). The transcript is spliced from 7 exons. The record is from RefSeq and is a predicted model, not a curated record. Lineage: Eukaryota; Metazoa; Chordata; Mammalia; Carnivora; Felidae. Gene Ontology annotation, molecular function: phosphatidylinositol phosphate binding. The coding region runs from base 111 to 836 and encodes 241 amino acids.
GGGCCUGCCAGCCCGAGGAGGAGGGGCCGGGCCCGCCGGGGUCCGUGAUCUACGCCCGGAGAGUUCGCGCUCCGAGCGUUGCGCUCGGAGGGGCUCGAGUCGUGGCGCGGAUGCUGGAAGUUCACAUCCCGUCUGUGGGACCUGAGGCCGAGGAUCCCAGGCAAAGCCCAGAGAAAGGCCACAUGGUGUUCCGAGUGGAAGUAUUGUGCCGCGGGCGCAGGCACAUCGUGCAGAGGCGCUACAGCGAGUUCCACGCGCUGCACAAGAGGAUCAAGAAACUGUACAAAGUGCCCGACUUCCCCUCAAAACGCCUGCCCAACUGGAGGACCAGAGGACUGGAGCAGCGGCGGCAGGGCUUGGAGGCCUAUAUCCAGGGUGUCCUGUACCUGAACCAGGAUGUGCCCAAGGAAUUACUGGAAUUCCUGAGCCUUCGGCACUUCUCCACAGACCCUAAGGCCAGCAAUCCUGGCCUGACAGCCGCUCACAGCGGGUCUCCUCUUUUCAGCGCCUUGGGGGAGUUCCUGCCCAAGAACAGCAGGCAAGUGGAACCCCCCCCCCCCCCCCCCGCCCCCAAUUCCCCGCCCGACUCAGGCUGCCCCCUAGUGGCCUUGUGCCUGCUGGUGUCUGGCCUCUCCCAGCAGUCCAGCUCUCAGCUCCACCACCGGCCUGUCAUCAGCUUCUGCAUGGAUCCCUACGUUUGCAUUCCAUCCCCAGAGCCUCUGUCCAACAUGGUGGUGAAUGGCGUGCUCCAGGGCCUCUAUGGCUUCAGCACCAGCUCAGCUAAUGCCCAGUCCGAGGCUCCCUGUCACCCUGCUCCUUUGCCACCGAUGCCCUGACCAGCCCAGAGGUCUGCGGGCCACCUGCCAAGACAGGCAUGUGCCCCAGUGUAUGAGCCCCCUUCUCAGAGGCUGGGUCACCCUUGGCCCGGACCCAGGAUUUAACCACCCCAGAUGCCAGGGCAGGGACAACAGGGGAUAAGGAAUAAAGGGAGAAGUCCAAUUUA